UGUCGCGGGCGGCGGCGGGACGAUGCGCGAGUACAAAGUGGUGGUGCUGGGCUCGGGCGGGGUGGGCAAGUCCGCCCUGACCGUGCAGUUCGUGACCGGCACCUUCAUCGAGAAGUACGACCCCACCAUCGAGGACUUCUACCGCAAGGAGAUCGAGGUGGACUCGUCGCCGUCGGUGCUGGAGAUCCUGGACACGGCGGGCACCGAGCAGUUCGCGUCCAUGCGGGACCUGUACAUCAAGAACGGCCAGGGCUUCAUCCUGGUCUACAGCCUGGUCAACCAGCAGAGCUUCCAGGACAUCAAGCCCAUGCGCGACCAGAUCAUCCGAGUGAAGCGAUAUGAGAAAGUGCCAGUCAUCUUGGUUGGGAACAAAGUAGACCUGGAGAGUGAGCGAGAAGUAUCGUCCAAUGAAGGCAGAGCCCUUGCCGAAGAGUGGGGCUGCCCAUUUAUGGAGACUUCCGCUAAGAGUAAAACAAUGGUGGAUGAACUCUUUGCAGAAAUUGUGAGACAGAUGAACUAUGCUGCUCAGCCUGACAAAGAUGAUCCAUGCUGUUCUGCCUGUAACAUACAAUAGCAUCCAAGUCCAGCUGUAUCCUAGGCGAUAGAAACCUCGUCUGCCGACUGCAGAGUUUGCAGUAUGGGUGGUGUGAAUCUACAGCGCACAGCAGCCCGUAUUCAGAAGUGACAGUGGUUGUCAGUUGAUACCUCUGAGUACCAUUUGGGUCCAAAAGCUGUAGUUUUCACCACUGUCCUCAGUCUCCUUACGCAUCUGCAACUUGAAGGCGUAGCCCAUCAGUCUACAGGGUGACCUCACUUGAAAGUGAUGCUGUUGUUGCUGAGUUGACAGAAGCAGCAAAUACAUAAAAUAAUCAUGAGGGAGAAACCAGAAGAAUUCUCAUGACCACUUACAAUUAAAAUAUUUUGUCUUCUUAAAAAAAAAUUAAGUAAAGGAGAAUAUUUUCCUAAGAGAGUACUGAGUUUCAGGACUUGGUGUAGAGCUUCUAACCAAUGUAUUCCAUCAAGUAAGAUAACAACUAACCUGUCAGUAGCAUUGCAGGGAGGGAGUCUGCUCAGCUGACAAGGUUCUGUUUUGCAAAAUUGAUGCUUAAUUGUAAAUGAUAUCCUAAUUUGUGACACGGAACUAACUCACACAUCAGUCUUUGAUCAAACAAAAGUACAGGUUCUAUAAAAACACAAUCUGGCUUUUGAAUUUGUUAAAUCACCUGCUUUGCCACAGGAAAUGGAGGCUCUUACAAGGGUUGGAUCAGAAUUAAAACCCCAAACCCACCCUCUGUUAACCAAGCAGGGAUGGUCUGCAUUACUUUACCCAACAAGAAGGAAGCAACUGUAAUGGGAAGAGAUUGCCUCGCCUUACUAACAAGCAUUCUAGUCAAUUAGCUAGUACCAUCAUGUAAGGAAAAUGAAGCCAUGUUGCAUCCACGUGUUCCUGUCUGCAGAAACUUCACAGGACAGUACAAAUUCCUGGCACUUUUACGUCCAUUAAAGCAGCAAAUUCCUUGCCUUUAAGGGCUAUGGUUGUGGCGUGACCCUUGGCUAACAGGCUGUGAAAAUCCAGUUUGCUGUAGCAGAGCUUUCUAACAGGCAUUUAAAAAAAAAAAAAAAUGGAAUAACCAUGUGAAAUAAUUCCGGCUUAAAAAUAGAACAUAAAUUACAGAGUAGAAGGUAAGGGACAAAAAGCCUUUUAUCUUUAAUUUUCCUGGAGAAUUACAUAAAGGUUUUCAUAUAACGCUUUUGCCCUGAUUACUGAAGUGGCAAGUAAAACUAGAGUGAAUAUUUUGUUCUGAAAAGGUGCUCAAGCUCUGGUAUUUUUGGUUUUCAUAGCUGUGAAGUAUUUAUCAUUUGCAUGACUGAUAGCACAGGAAAAACCUAUUCAUAAGUUUUACAGUCAAGUGUAGAAGGGUUUUCAACUAACUUUGGAGUUUUUAAAUGCUGACGAGAUUAUCUUGAGCUGGGCCACUGGAGAUAAAUUUGGCCUUCAGAACUGCUAUAUCACUGAGCCUGAGAUCUACAUACCACCCCAAAUUUUCUUGGUUUCACAGUCUUGUGCAAGUAACCGUAUGUCUUACGUGUGUAACUGAGAGAAGAGUGUAUGUUGUGUGUGCAUGUGUGUUUACAAUUCCUAAGAAUUUGGCACAAGUUGGAAAUAUUUGCCUAUACUGAGAAUCUAUACUGCAGAAUAUAGUGUAUCAAAGACUUUUUCUUUUAAAUUAUUUGAGUGUCUUUUAUACAUUAUUGAAAUCAUUGGUAGCCCACCCCCCCCAAAGUGCUUAAUAGCUGGCAUUAAGGUUAGAGGAUAGGAAAAAAGCUGGAUAGUAUUUUUCAUAGAUAAGGAAGCUAAAGAAAUUAAAGCCAGGCCAUGGCUAUCAAGAAUGUUUCCAUUGUGAAUAUUUCCAUGCUUUGGUAUAAUUUUUUAUAAUCCUCAUUUAUGAAGCUCCUUGUGUAAAAGAAAGUUUUAACCAACUUUAUUGAAAAUAUAUUUGACUAUAUAAAAGUUGAUUUGACUCAAAUGCAGGGAAAUCAAAGAUUCAAGAAGUAUAGUUUACUGAAAUAGGAAAUAUUCAUUAGUGAAUUGGUGGGGUUUUGAAGCUUCUAACUUCCCAGACUGAUUCUGGUUUAUGAGAAUUCUAUAAUUAAUAGCAAUUUAUGCCAACUAAGAUUGCAUAUUAGAAGCACCUAUGAAAAUUCUGCAGUUUUACAUUUUGGAUUGCUAUGCAGAAGUUAAAAAUAGGUUAAAAAUGUGAAAGACUUAGCAAAAUGUAAGCUGGAAAAGAUUAUAAAUUUUGGAUUUUAGUUAAAAAUGUUUCUAUCAGAUACUAAGGUGGGCUUUUACUGUACAGAUGUUAGUAAUAACUGAUUUGGCUACCUGAUCAGUGUUCCCAUAUAGCCCUACACAUUUUGUGACAAGACAUCAAAGAUUUCCGAAACCUGGACAUUAGUCCACCUGUGCUCUUAUUAUUGGUAUUCAUUUGGUAUGAACAUAACUCAGUUUGAAUGAAUGUGUCUGUUGAGAUGGUAAUUAAAAGCUUAACAAUGGGAAGAUUGCAUUUGUUGUCACAAGAAAUACUAGUGGCUAUAGAGUAAAGUUGGUGACCUUGGGUCACUAUUCUAUGCCCUGAUCAGACUAGCAGCUAGAUAGGUGAGUUUGAAUUUCUAACAUGCCUUAAAAAUAUUAUGGUUUGAUCCAAAGACCCACUUUUUCUUUAGCUACCGUGAUAAGGUUUUCUUUUAUUUUUAUACAAAAGCAGCAUUUUUUUAAGUUGUUUUCUUUCAAUGUUGCAACUUUUGGUUUUUUCAGCUGUGAUACUGAUGGUAACUCUGCCUUUCAUUUUGUUGAACUUUUAAAAGAAAACCAGCCAGCAUCUGAUCAAAAGUGUUACGUAAAAUCUUUUCUUAAACUAUUGGAGGGUGCUUCGGUGAUUUUUCUCUUUUAGUUUGUAGUUAGGACUGAGUUUCACCUCUGAUCACUACAGUUGCCAUCACUUUUCUGUGUUUAAAACUACUGAUAUUUGCUUUCCUAUAUGAGGAAAUGUUACCUAAGGAUGUCUGGCAUUUGCUUUCAGGGUUUUCCAGUUUGAGUGUUCUCCGUGUCCGUAUGAAGAUAAUUGUUUUGUGUGCUGCUGUUGAGUUUUUGUUUGUCUUGUUUUUCAGUUUUUUUGUUCUCAGUAGUUUUGUGUUAGCACUGGUUAAGCUUAAUUGUCUCCUUAGCCAAUGAAAUGUUAAAGACUAUGGGGGUCUUUUUUUUUUUUUUUUUUUUUUAACAUGUCAUUGUGCAUCUGUUAAAUCUUGAUCAGGGUUUCAAGAAUGACUGCAGUGGGUUUUGGAAACAAACUUAACAUUAUUGAUUUGGGGUUUCCCAGAGAUAUAGUUCACAGUUAAUUGUUGAGCUCUAAUACAACUGACCAUUUAAAAUUGAACAACAGCUUAUUGUUUUGUAACAGUGUCAGUUGUUAAAUCUUGACAUUUCAAUUAAAACAUGAAUUGUAGUUAUAACUCAAUGCAAAUUCAACAGUUGUAUUUGGAGUUAAAUUAUU
Messenger RNA from Lepus europaeus (European hare), 4052 nucleotides. It is a transcript of the gene RAP2A, whose product is annotated as RAP2A, member of RAS oncogene family. Gene Ontology annotation, biological process: negative regulation of cell migration; Rap protein signal transduction. Lineage: Eukaryota; Metazoa; Chordata; Mammalia; Lagomorpha; Leporidae. The transcript has 2 exons. Gene Ontology annotation, cellular component: plasma membrane. Bases 23 to 574 code for a protein of 183 amino acids. Gene Ontology annotation, molecular function: GDP binding; GTPase activity; GTP binding. The record is from RefSeq and is a predicted model, not a curated record.